AAUGUCAGUACUGAGUAGGUCGAAAAAGUCAAAAUGCCCGAGCAGAUGUACUGCUCCGAGCAAAUCUCCAUACCGCCAUCCUUCCCGUAUCUGCUACGCCAAUACGCCAAAGCAGCCAUAAGAACUCAACCGUCUGACCUGCUUAAAUGGUCCACGGCUUACUUCCGCUGCCUCUCGCUUGACAUCCCUCCUCCUGUCAAGCCUCGAUUGGAAUACCCCAUCCCUAAAGGGUUCUGUGGGAUAACUCCGGGAUGGUUGAAGGCCCUUCUGUACCAGUUGCAGAACAAUCGGACAGUCUCGUUCAAGAUAUUGUGGGAUAGAUGGACUGGAGCGUGUUUGGAACAUAAGACGUUGAUUCAGAUCCUGUGUUUGGGCGGAUUCGCAGACGCUGAAGCCAUACCAUGGCUAAAAUUCGUUGGGCUAUGUGCAGCACAUCUGACUCACGAUCUCACUCAUACCAUGAUGUUGAUCUGCGAAAUAAGUACCGAAGAACCGGAAGGGGGGUCAGCGAUGAUAUCUUUGGAGAUAUUCAUGGAGCUGUACAAGUUCCUGGCCAACAUAGACGCCUCCAAGCCUCAGAAGUUGAAGAACAUCCACUUCACUGACUCGGUACUGAGCCUUUGGGGCGAAAAGGUAGAAGAGGAAGCUAAACAGGAGAGCAAGGAAGAGAUAGCAAUCGAGGCAGAAAGCGAGAGCUCUCAGGAAACUGAGAAGUCUGUGAUGGACGAAGCUAUUAAAGAACCUAGCAGGGAAACGAUAUCGUGUCCAAGCAUUGCCGGAGAUGAGGAAUUGAAGUACGAUGUGGACUACUUCAUCGAUAUACCCGAGGAAGAGGGAGAAGACGAUAUAAAAAUUCACGAGUAUUUGGAAGGCGUCCGACCGCCGUUCGAUAUCGGAGUCGAACCCGUGGAAGAACCUCAGGGAGAUGUUAAAAAAGUCGCACGAGAAGAAACGGAAGAUGAACAAAAAGCGGAAGAAAAAGCAGCUACUAAAAACGAGAACGACGAGCAAAAUGAAGGCGAUAAAAGUGAACAGGCCGGUGAAGGCAGAAAAGAAGACGAAGUCCCAGGUGAAGGCGGUUUCGAGGAGUUGGUGCCAUAUGACGUUGAAUACGUGGCGCCUGAAGAGGAAGGCGUUCUUGGGGACGAAGGAUCGGUGGAGACGGUGUUCGAAGAACCGAGGAAGAUCGAGCCCGAACGAUCACUUUUUGAAGACCAGAGGGCGCUGUUUGAGGAUCUUGAGAGGUUCAAGGUGCUACAGGAGAUACCAGGUGAAACCGAUGAAGAAGUAGAGAAGUACAAAUGCGCUCUAAUCGAAGACAUGCCUCUAACUGAGUCCCAGCUGAAAGCGGUCGGGCAUUUCGGACCUGGUAUCACCGACAUUGAGCCGAUUAAAGAAGGAGCCGCUCCAGAUGAAGACGUUGGUGAAGAAGAGGAGGAAUUUGUUGGAGAAAGUGAGGAGGAAGACAAAGACACACAUUACGAAGAAGUUUGGGUAGACGCAAUUCCUGGGAUUGGACCAGUUGUUCCUGAACAUUUGGUUAGAGCAGUAGGGGAAUAUAUGAGCAGUAUCGCCGCCAUACAGCAUGGGAUGGUCAUGCCGAGAAAUAUCAGGCAUUACAAUUGCCCUCCUUUGGAAGUAGUGGAAUAUUGAAAUAUACACAGUUUUAUAAGAA
Acanthoscelides obtectus is the source of this 1675-nucleotide messenger RNA. NCBI's taxonomy places the organism in Eukaryota, Metazoa, Arthropoda, Insecta, Coleoptera, Chrysomelidae. The record is from the annotation of a GenBank genome assembly.